Molecule: messenger RNA, 730 nt
Organism: Amphibalanus amphitrite
Lineage: Eukaryota; Metazoa; Arthropoda; Thecostraca; Balanomorpha; Balanidae
Product: adhesive plaque matrix protein-like
Exons: 3
Coding region: 27-599 (190 amino acids)
Cellular component (GO): chitin-based extracellular matrix
Molecular function (GO): structural constituent of chitin-based larval cuticle
Source: RefSeq, a predicted model, not a curated record
UCCACACCGAUCCCACUCCAGUCAACAUGAAGCUGUUCAUCAUCGCUGCUCUGGCCCUGGUGGCCGUCGCCGACCGGCCCCAGUCUUCCUACAGGCCCCGUCCCACCUACGCUGCCCCGACCUACGCUGCCCCGACCUACGCUGCCCCGACCUACGCCCCGGCCCCGACCUACAAGCCCCAGCCCAAGUACGCUCCUGCCCCGUCCUACGGCCACUCGAGCUACAAGCCGAUCGCUAUCCUGGAACAGGAGGAUGUCCACCCCGGAGAUGGCACCUACAGCUCCAAGUUCUCCACCGAGAACGGCAUCUACAGGUCCGAGUCUGGUGUGCCGGUGCCCGGCUACGGCAAGAACGCCUACGGCGAGGCGGAGGACCUCUACCGCCAGGAGGGCUCCUGGAGCUACACCAACGGCUACGGCGAGGAGGUCAAGGUCGCAUUUGUCGCCGACGAGAACGGCUACCAGCCGUCCAGCGACAUCCUGCCCACCCCGGUGCCCACCGAGUACCCGACCCCCGAGGUGGACCCCGCCUACGUCGAGCCCCAGCCCAGCUACGGCAAGCCCGCCUACCAGCCGGCUUACAAGCCCGCCUACAACUAAGUGAUCCACACGACCCUGCGUUUCCCUUCAUUUGUCUUAUUUAUUGUGUUUUUAUAUUUAUGAACAAUGUGAUUCGUCAGAGUGCUUUGUUUCCUGUGCAAAAUACAUACAUGUAUUGAUAUCAUAUGGAA